GUCAAUAAAGUUGUGUCAAACAAACACGCUGACGUCAUUUUGCAAUGGCAGCCAGCAGCACAACAGUGUCAGUUCUUGCUCCAAAUGGACGAAGACAAACCGUAAAAGUCUCCCAGAACACACCCCUGCUUCAGGUUCUCGAGGAAGUGUGCAAGAAACAAGGUUUUAAUCCAGAUGACCACGGACUGAAGUUUCAGAGGAAUGUGCUGGACCUGACGCUGCAGUGGAGGUUUGCCAGCCUGCCAAACAAUGCCAAGUUGGAGAUAGUGUCAAGCACCAGGCAGCGUGCAGGGGCAGAUAGCACGGUCCGGGUUGCACUACAAUUAGAGGAUGGAUCUCGUCUCCAGGGAUCAUUCCCGAGUGGCCACAGCCUAUGGGAUCUGCUCAGCCACUUCCCCCAAACUAGAAUAUCUGAACUGGAAGUGCCAGGAACCACACCAGUCUGUGUUUACAUGAGAGAUGAAGUCAGUGGAGAGGAGGCUCUUAAGAGGACCACUCUGAGGUCUCUGGGCCUGACUGGAGGCAGUGUCAUACUGAGGUAUGUACUGAAAGCAAGUAACACUCCAGGGAACAAUGAGCCUAUGGAGACAGCUGCGACACCAACCAACACAGCUGCCCCAGCAUCCCAGUCUCCUCCUGCUGUUAACACCAUGCACCACUCUGAUCUGCCAGAUGAGCCCACACCUGCCCCAGUGCCCAUCGAAACCCCUAGUCCACCCUCUCAAUCCCCCGAAUCUGCUGCCCAAAUGUGCCAGGCACUUCCUGUCAAACAGGAGCAGGCAGAGCCGUCUAGAAACUAUCAGCAAGUUGUGCGGCCCAAAAUCAGGCAAGCUGAUAUUCAGAUGCCUCAGGAGGCCAGUUCUGUGCCACAAGUGGAUGAAGAGCAAGCAGGGCCGUCCCACAAAUAUAAUUCCCACUCAGCUACGCCCAGCAACUUUGUGCCUUUCUCUGGUGGUGGGCAGAGGCUUGGAGGAUCUGGAGGUGAUGAACAGAAAGAGUGCCCUUUACCGGUGUCAUCCUCUUCCUCACCGCUCUCCAGUGGGCCUCCAAAAGCCAAGAAGGCCAAACCGAGCCAUGAAGUCCAGCGUUCUUCUCUUGCCACAUGCAGGGCAAAGGAUGCGGAGGAUGCAGAGGAAUAUCUGGAGCCGGUGGACAGGGAGCCGCUUGUCUUCCACCUGGACACGGCAGCACAGCGGCAGCGUGAUGACAAGGAGCUGCCAGACGAGUUCUUUGAGGUGACGGUGGACGAUGUGAGGAAGAGGUUCUCGCAGCUGAAGAGUGAGCGGAGGGUGUUGGAGGAGGCCCCUCUGAUGACUCAGUCUUUAAGGGAAGCUCAGAAGAAAGAGAAGAUAGAUAGGUAUCCCAAGGUGGUGCUGAGAAUUCAGUUUCCUGACAGACGAGUCCUCCAGGGCUUUUUUAGACCACUAGAAACAGUCGCUGUUCUGAAGCAGUUUGUAAGGACUCAUCUACAGGAUCCUGAUCUCCCCUUCUAUCUAUUCAUUGCCCCUCCUAAAACCAAGCUCGAUGACCCCAGCACUACUCUGUUUCAGGCCAACCUCUUCCCUGCUGCUCUUGUGUACUUUGGCUCGGACGUGAAGACAGAUUGCUAUUUGCGCAGUGAUCUUGUGGACGGCAGUGUCUCUGCCCUGCAGGCUGAUGAGCUCAUUGCUGGCUGUAUGCCCAGGUCUCCAGCUCCAUCCUCCAGUUCACUACCCUCUGAGGACUCCCUUGCUCUGUACACCGAGUCUAAUGAAGCUCCCAGGAGCCAGGAGAACCCAGAGGACCCCAGUGAUGAGCAAAGCCAAGCACCCAAACCGGUCCGCACAGACCCUGCAAUGGUGCCCAAGUGGCUUAAGCUGCCAGGAAAGAAGUAACAACCAUGAAGUCAUUAGAUGUUUAAGAAGAGGACUGGAGACUGGCUUCCUCAGUAGGCAAAUCCCCGGAGGGCCCUUGAUGAUGUCAAUAACAAAAACAAGAUGUUGAAAGCACGUAGCUGCCAAUGCAAAUAGAGCCAGCCCUAUAUUUCUGUGGUGAUUAAUGAGAUGCUUUGUUCAUUAAAGCUGAGAUGUCAGUUGCCAA
Messenger RNA from Ictalurus punctatus (channel catfish), 2079 nucleotides. It is a transcript of the gene aspscr1, whose product is annotated as ASPSCR1 tether for SLC2A4, UBX domain containing. The record is from RefSeq and is a predicted model, not a curated record. The transcript has 17 exons. Gene Ontology annotation, molecular function: protein binding. Lineage: Eukaryota; Metazoa; Chordata; Actinopteri; Siluriformes; Ictaluridae. The coding region runs from base 45 to 1874 and encodes 609 amino acids.